Messenger RNA from Frieseomelitta varia, 3772 nucleotides. Its product is annotated as neprilysin-4-like. Lineage: Eukaryota; Metazoa; Arthropoda; Insecta; Hymenoptera; Apidae. Gene Ontology annotation, cellular component: plasma membrane. Gene Ontology annotation, molecular function: metalloendopeptidase activity. Gene Ontology annotation, biological process: protein processing. The transcript has 17 exons. The coding region runs from base 25 to 3174 and encodes 1049 amino acids. The record is from RefSeq and is a predicted model, not a curated record.
CGUCAACGCCCGCGAGCAAGCGCGAUGAUGACCGCCGAAGAAAACGAAAUUUAUGGCUGUAACAUAGUAUAUUGGAAUUUUACGUCAAACCACGAAGAUUGUAUCAAUAGAAGGAAGCCACAAAUUUACAACAAGAUGAGGAGCGCAAGUAGCUUGGAUCAGUACAACGACGAUGACUUCUUCAGCGGUGGCCCUUGUCCUUCGUGUCGGUUAGCCAUCAACAAGGAAACCGGUCGACUCAAGUGGUGCAUGGGAGGAAACGACACUUGGCGCUUCCGAGUGAAACUGAUGCUCCUGAUCCCAGCCGUGUUGCUGCCGAUUACUAUCAUUUUCAUCGCUUUGUCCCGGUCGCAGGUGAUCGGCAAGACUCCUUAUCACCGUACGUAUUUGGUCCAGACGAGAAGGCAAGACGAGAGAACCGAGGAGACCUUACCGCCAGCGACCAGUCGCAGCGAGACUGAGCGGGCCGGUGAAGAAGAGGAAGAAGACAGAAUCUUAGUACCUGGAAUGAAAACUAGCUACGUGCCAGUGGAUGAUCUACACUCGUCACGACAGCUCGAACGACGCAAGAGAGACCUGGACGGGGAUAGUCGGGCGUCCUCCUCACCUGACACAGCCGCGUCCUCUACGACAUUAUGUUCGAAUCGGCGCGAUACGAGGAUAGCAGAUUGGGAAACGGGCAACGAUCUGCUCAGAUCUGAUGCUGAUAUCGAGAAUCGCGAGGCGCUGGACGAGCGAAAACGAACACGUGAUCAAUGGAUAAACUAUAACGUCGAGAAAGUAGACGAUCAGAAUUCCGACGAAGAUCUGUACAACUACUUGGACGAUUACUACACCGAGGUGGACGCUGACGAGGUGAAAGAGAACUCUGAAACAAUACAGAGCAACGACCAUCAAGAAUACGGCGAGGAGCGCGCUCGCGACACGCGUAAGAACGAGGAACUCCGCGCCAAGUACGACAACAUCGAGGAACCACCUCAGGACGAAUCGGACGAGGGUGAACAGGGUGGAAGACACUCGAUCUCCAUCGACGAUACCGACACCAGUUUGCCAAUUGCCGACGACGACGACGACGACGACAACGACGACAACGACGACGACGACGCUGGCGCCGAUUUCCACGCGUUUUGGAAAGGCGAGGGGAACGCGCGGGCCAUCAGAGAGGCUCAAGCAAAAAUCAUGCUCAAGUACAUGGACAGGGGCGCUGAUCCCUGCGAGGACUUCUAUCAGUUUGCCUGUGGCAAUUGGGCGAGGCACAACCCUAUCCCGAAAGACAAGGCUGCCUACGAUACCUUCGAAAUGAUCAGGGAAUCGUUGGACUCUGUGCUGAAAGAGCUACUCGAAGAUCCUAUACCGAAGGGGCUGGACACGGACGACGCGACAGUCAAGGCCAAAUAUCUGUUUCAAAGUUGCAUGAACUACGAGAUCUUGGAGCAACGCAUGGAACGACCGCUCAUACAGCUUCUGGACGAGCUCGGUGGAUGGCCUAUAUUGAGACCCGACUGGGACCCAGAGAAGUUCGACUGGCUCCUUCUGGUUGCGCAAUUGAGGCUUUACAACAAUGAUAUUCUUAUUUCGGAGUGGGUCGCACCGGACAUCAAGAACAGCGAUCAGUACGUAAUACAGUUUGAUCAGACGUCGCUGGGUCUACCAACGAGAGACUAUUUCCUCCAGCCGUCGAAUACGAUUUAUCUUAAGGCUUACAAGAAUUACUUGAUAAAGAUUUCCACUCUCUUGGGCGCGUCCCUGCAAAACGCCACCACAGACGCUGACGAACUGAUCGAAUUCGAAACGAAACUCGCCAAGAUCACGUCUUCCCCGGACGAGAGAAGAAACGUUUCAGAACUAUAUCAAAGAAUGAGUAUCGGAGAACUGAGGGCUCUGGUGCCGCAAAUUAAUUGGCACCGGUAUUUAACGAUCGUUCUGGCGCGACCGACGAACGUUUCCGAGCCGGUCGUUGUCUACGCGUUGCAGUAUAUUCAAGAUUUAGUGAACUUGCUUUCGAAGACUAGUCCACGGACUGUCGCGAAUUAUCUUCUCUGGCGAUUCGUCAGGCACAGAGUGAACAACCUAGACGAUCGGUUUCAAGAAGCGAAGCAAAAGUUUUAUUACAUUCUGUUCGGAAGGGAACAAGCGCCGUCCAGAUGGAAAAAUUGCGUGGCACAAGUGAACUCCAACAUGGGCAUGGCUGUGGGCUCCAUGUUCGUGAAGAAAUACUUCGACGAAAAAAGCAAAAACGACACACUGGCUAUGACUCGCGAGAUACAACGAUCCUUCAGGGAGCUUCUGAAUCAAACAAUCUGGAUCGACGACGAAACGAAAGAAUUGGCUACGGAGAAAGUGAACGCGAUGCUGUUGAGGAUCGGCUAUCCCGAUUUCAUUCUACAACCUCAACUGCUGAACGAACGUUACAAGGAUGUCGUGAUCCGUCCAGAUAAGUACUUCGAGAACACGUUGAACAUCUUGCAACAUUUGACCAGGGUAGAGCAGGAUCGACUUGGCAGCCCUGUCAACAAGACCCUCUGGAACACUGCGCCUGCAGUGGUCAAUGCUUAUUAUAGUCGCAGCAAGAAUAGGAUAAUGUUUCCAGCCGGAAUACUACAGCCGCCCUUUUAUCACAGAUACUUUCCUCGGAGUCUGAAUUACGGCGGGAUCGGCGUUGUGAUCGGCCACGAGAUCACCCACGGCUUCGACGAUAAAGGUCGACUGUUCGAUAAGGAUGGAAAUCUACAUAGAUGGUGGAAAGACGAGGCUAUUUACGGCUUUCACGAACGAGCUCAGUGCCUUAUCGACCAGUACAGUCAUUAUAUCGUGAGCGAGGUUGGAAUGCAGAUUGAUGGAAUGAAUACACAGGGCGAGAAUAUCGCGGACAAUGGCGGCAUUAAACAGGCUUUCCGAGCUUACGAAAGAUGGUUACGAACGAACGGAGACGCCGACGAAACUCUGCCGGGCUUGAACGCGAGCGGAAAGCAAUUGUUCUUUCUCAAUUUCGCGCAGGUGUGGUGCGGCUCGAUGAGGCCGGAAGCUACCAGGAACAAGCUGAAAACCGCCGUCCAUUCACCUGGCAAGUUUCGUGUGAUCGGCACAUUGUCGAAUUCGGAAGACUUUGCAGAAGUAUUUCAUUGCCCGCUAGGUGCACCUAUGAACCCAGUUAACAAAUGCUCCGUUUGGUGAUCGAAUAGUGUGCUUGUUCUCUUCUGCCAAAUUCACCGUCGUCGUCGUCGUGUCGAUCGUUGUGAUCGAGUAAAUCAAUCGAAGCCAACGUGAUCGAGAAAACGGGAAAAACGAAACGAGUGGUUUCGUUGCUCGAUUAAGCGAAGCAACGCGAUGCUUAAAAUGACGUAGACGCAAUCGUUGAAAUUAAUCUUUGCAUUUCGAAGGAUAAUCGUCAAAUUUCGUUAAAAUUCUAACGAAAACCAUAGUUCUAUGCUUUCGAUGAUAGGUGACGCUGUAGACUGUAAGAUUUACUUUGAGAUUAGCAUAUCAAAGAGAUAGGAUGAAAGAAAUGAUGAAAACAGUCAUCAUUUCGAGUAGUUGUAAGUUAUUUGUUUUAACGAUUUACGGGCAUGCAGCUAGACUAACUAAAAAUAUUUCGUGUAGCAAUAAACAAGAGGAUUCUUUCGCGUGAUACUGCGACUUGACGAUCCAUAAGUAUCGCAUAAGAGAAGUAUCCUCCGUAGAUGUUUCAAACAGCUGCGCUGUUCAGUCGCGUUAAGAACGAAAUUGUAAGACAAAAACCAAAGACAAUAAUAAUUUCAGACAGUCAUAAAAA